AUGGCUACUAUUAAUAUCGGAGGAAACAAUCAAGACCGAUUUUAUCGGUAUAAAAUGCCUAAACUUAUUUCUAAGAUUGAAGGCAAAGGUAAUGGAAUCAAAACUGUAGUCCCAAAUAUGUCAGAUAUUGCGCGUUCCUUGAGUCGACCACCGACAUAUCCCACUAAAUUCUUCGGAUGUGAACUUGGUGCUCAAGUUAAAUGUGACGAAAAAACCGAUCGUUAUAUUGUUAAUGGCGCACACGAAGCCGCUAGACUCCAAGAAUUGCUCGACGUCUUCAUUAAAAAAUUUGUUCUUUGCGCCGGUUGUAAUAACCCCGAAACUGAUUUAAUUAUUAUCGGUAAAAAUAAUAGUCAGAAAAUUAUCCGUGAUUGCAAGGCCUGCGGUCAACGAACUGAUGUUGAUAUGCGUCACAAGCUUGUUACCUACAUCCUGAAAUAUCCGCCUACUCCUCCCAAAUCUAAAGGCACUAAGAAGGACAAAAAAACCAAGAAAGGUGAAGACGAUGAGCAAGCAUCUCCCACUGCUAAAGGCUCUUCUGAAGAAGGAACGGAUGAUGAACUUACUCGUCGCAUCGAGGCUGAAGCUGCUAGUCUUCCUACUGCAGAUGAAUAUAGGGAUGAUGAUGAUUGGGUUCUUGACACCUCCGCGGAAGCUGUUGCAAAACGUACUAAAGAAUUUUCUAAACUUCUGUUAGACGAAAGCGGUUCAGACGAAGAGAGUGGAGAUCCUUACGAACAACUCGAUAAAUGGUUGGAGAAACAUGCUACAUCAGCCUCUAGCAAUGAUAUAUAUAAGAAAAUUAAGGAACUCGGUAUUGCCAAAGAAACUGAUCAGUUUCUCCAAAAUCCUGAUGAUCAAAGGGCUCUUUUAGGAGCUACCGAAGUACUCGUCUCUGAACAUAAAGAUUUGUUUGAAAGUAAGAUUGUUUGCAGCAUUUUGAUGGGAUAUUAUCAAAAUGAUUUGCUUGAAGAAGAAGUGUUCCAAGCGUGGCUCGAAGGUGAUAGUUCCAAGACUUAUCGAAAUCUCUUUAAGAGAAAUGCUUCAGUUAGCUACGUUGAUGCUGCAAUCAACCAAGAUAUUCGCAACAAGGCAAAGCCAUUUGCGAAAUGUAUACUUUUUAUCCAAAAAUACUUUUGA
Molecule: messenger RNA, 1140 nt
Organism: Dentiscutata heterogama
Lineage: Eukaryota; Fungi; Glomeromycota; Glomeromycetes; Diversisporales; Gigasporaceae
Source: the annotation of a GenBank genome assembly